AUUAUAGUUAUGGUCAGGUUAGUAUGAAUGUUUUUACUGUCUCAUCUCACCUGUACGUUCACAAACCACGUGACGUAGCUACACUCAGGUGAGAGUCUGACACGCAUUCUUGCUGUCACAAUAUAUCAAGAGCUGUUUCUCUCCUCUGAACUUGUGGGAGGAGCAUCUGGAUCACUGCCACACAGCAACCUAGUGUUGUUCACUUCCAUGAAGAACCGGUCCAUCUGGGCCUGCAAACACAGCGGAAAACCGACCCCCGCGGCUUAGCGCUUGUGUGGUUUACGACCUUUGAUUGUCAGCUGAAGGAACCGGAGCCGGAACAGAGGGAGGCGCAUCCGAGAGCAAAACAGACCGCUGUGUUACAGGGGAGUGACCGUGAUGAUGGCGUCCCACGGUAACACCGGCAGCGCCUCCAGCCCAAUGGUCAUGCUCGCCCCCAAAACCAAGACCAAAAAGAAACAUUUCGUGCAGCAGAAGGUCAAAGUGUUCCGGGCGAGCGACCCGAUGCUCAGCGUGUUCAUGUGGGGCGUUAAUCAUUCGAUAAAUGAUUUGAAUCAAGUUCCUGUGCCCGUCAUGCUGCUCCCUGACGACUUCAAAGCCAACACCAAAAUUAAAGUGAACAACCAUCUCUUCAACAAAGAGAAUCUUCCAGGCCAUUUUAAAUUUAAGGAGUACUGUCCGCAAGUCUUCAGGAACCUCAGGGAGAGGUUUGGAAUUGAAGAUCUUGACUAUCAGGUGUCCCUGGCUCGUAGUGCUCCCAUGAGAGGCGAUGGACAGGGAGAAGGUCUUCUCUUCACGUCCUAUGACCGUACGCUGAUAGUAAAGCAGAUCUCCAGUGAAGAAGUAGCUGAUAUGCAUAACAUUCUGUCCGAGUAUCACCAGCAUAUAGUGAAGUGUCAUGGCAGUACACUCCUCCCUCAGUUUUUGGGCAUGUACCGGGUUACGGUGGAGAGCGAGGACACGUACCUGAUCGUCAUGAGGAACAUGUUCAGCCACAGACUCGUUGUCCACAGGAAAUAUGACCUGAAGGGUUCACUGGUAGAUCGUGAGGCCAGUGACAAAGAGAAGGUAAGACGCCAGUCUACAUCAUUUUUAAAUGAUGCAACACAAGACACGAUUCAGACAUUUCUGCUUCUUCUAAUGCAGGUGAAAGAGCUGCCGACUUUUAAAGACAUGGAUUUCAGAAAUAACAUGCAGAAGGUGUACGUGACAGAAGAGCAGAAAGAGAAGAUUAUGGAGAAGCUAAACCGAGAUGUAGAGUUCCUGGUGAAGCUGAAGAUAAUGGACUACAGCCUGUUGUUAGGCAUCCAUGAUGUGGCACGUGGCGAGCGGGAGGAAGAGGAGGCAGAGGAGCCCAGCUGUGAAGAUGACACUGAUCCCGAGAACGGCCUUGCUCCGGCCGUGCAGGUGGGAUCAUACGGCACGUCGCCGGAGGGCAUCGCCGGUUACAUGAACUCCUUCAAACCCCUAGGACCUGGAGAAUUUGACCCUUACAUUGAUGUAUACGCUGUCAAAAGCGCCCCAGGUGCACCGCAGAGGGAGGUGUAUUUCAUGGGCCUCAUUGACGUGUUGACGCAGUACGACACUAAGAAGAAAGCUGCACAUGCCGCCAAGACCGUUAAACAUGGCGCUGGUGCUGAAAUAUCUACGGUUCAUCCAGAGCAGUAUGCCAAACGAUUCCGUGAAUUCAUCUCCAACAUUUUUGCGUAACCACUUCUGGGUGUCUUUGGCGACACUUCAAGGUUUUGUCAGAUUCACUCAACAUGUUUUUACAAUUUCUACUGCCAUCACAUAUGUUGAUUUUUUUUUUUUUUUUUUUUUUUUUAUCUUGUGCUUCAUAUUUUCAUGAAUUUUCAUAACAUAUUUAAGCACGACAUGUUGACAUGUCUCAUCCACACUACAGCUACAUUCACGAAGGGUGUAUUCACAAAUGAAUAACACUAGAUUCACAUGAAUCAAUUUGUGACAUAACCUACAAAUAUAACAUCGCUUAAUCUGUUAAGGAGAUAUAACUCCAAACCUGUAGCAGUGACAUGAUUAGUUCUUGGUGUGUUCUCUCCCUUUCUUUGGACUUUGGCUUGGCAGAGAGAGAAACCGUCGCCUUAACCGAUUGUGGAGGAAUAACAGAAAGUCAAGGUGUGUGAUGCUUUAAGCACAUGCUAGCUUCAUUUAAUAUAUGCAGCAUUAGAAUGUUGUAAGAUAAAAAACACAAACUGACCAGCCGGUGACCUUAAGUGUACAUUAAGGGUCUAGAUUAAAGUAAUGCUAUGAAUGGAAUGCUGACUGUUUUUAUGGAUGGAUGGAGCACACACUCUUCUUUUGUCUUAUUUGAGCUAUUUUAUGCAGUUAGCCUUGAUGCAGAAAAGAGGAAAUUUUGUAGUUUGCAGUAGAAAUACUUUAGCAACACUGAGCUGAUUUAGUAUGAAAUGCCUUAUUGUUGCAUUUUAUUUAUUUUGCAAAUCAGUGUUUGGACCAAAUAUAUUUUUCA
Messenger RNA from Cyprinus carpio (common carp), 2488 nucleotides. Its product is annotated as phosphatidylinositol 5-phosphate 4-kinase type-2 gamma. Lineage: Eukaryota; Metazoa; Chordata; Actinopteri; Cypriniformes; Cyprinidae. Gene Ontology annotation, biological process: phosphatidylinositol metabolic process. The record is from RefSeq and is a predicted model, not a curated record. Gene Ontology annotation, molecular function: phosphatidylinositol kinase activity.